AUGGCCAUGAAACCUGAGAUAAUGGCGAUGUACAAGCAGCAAGACUUUGCUGUUCGGUACAAGAUCGCCGAAAAGGUCACCGGCCCGUUCGCCGAGGCGCUGAUUGACAUGUCUGGCGUGACUGAGUCAACUAAGAAACCGCUGGUUAUUCUCGACAAUGCCUGUGGCACGGGCAUCGUUGCGAGAUUCCUCCGUCAGAAAGUGGAUGCUGAGGCCCAGAAGAGCUGGCGACUCACCUGUGGCGAUUUCAGCGAGAUGAUGAUCGAAGUCACGAAGAACACGAUCGAAACUGAGGGCUGGGUCAAUGCUGAGGCUAAAUUGGUGAAUGCUCAGGAUACUGGACUUCCUAGUGAAGAGUUUACCCACGUCUUUGCGGGCUUCGCGUUUACGACGUUUCCCGAUCCCAAAGCUGCUGUGAAGGAAUGUUUCCGAGUCCUUCAGCCAGGUGGUAUUGUCGGCAGCUCGACUUGGAGUUCAACAAACUGGAUCGGAAUAACGAAAGCUGCUAUCGAAAGAAUACCACCCGGAUCUCUUGCCUUCCCAUCGCCGAAAGAAUUCCUCGCCAUCUUCAAUGAAGGCUGGGACUCCGAGUCCUAUGUACGCUCCCAGUUCGAGCAAGAAGGAUUCCAGGAUAUCAAUACCACCACGGUCAUUAAGUACAUGUCAGUCACUGUACCGGAGUUCAUGCAGCUUGUUGAGCCGAUAGUUGGCGCGGGGAUUGGUAAAUUCUGGACCCAGGCACAGCGGGACAAGCACGAGAAGGAUGUUCUCCCGGCGAUUAGGCAGUAUCUGGAGGAGACGUAUGGUGCAGAUGGGCUGGUUCCUUUGGAGCCUAGAGCAGUUCUUGCGACGGCUCGUAAGCCUUUGUGGGUCUGA
Molecule: messenger RNA, 876 nt
Organism: Aspergillus melleus
Lineage: Eukaryota; Fungi; Ascomycota; Eurotiomycetes; Eurotiales; Aspergillaceae
Gene: gtmA
Product: gliotoxin thiomethyltransferase
Exons: 4
Coding region: 1-876 (291 amino acids)
Molecular function (GO): methyltransferase activity
Source: RefSeq, a predicted model, not a curated record